This is a messenger RNA of Metarhizium acridum CQMa 102, 792 nucleotides long. NCBI's taxonomy places the organism in Eukaryota, Fungi, Ascomycota, Sordariomycetes, Hypocreales, Clavicipitaceae. The record is from RefSeq and is a predicted model, not a curated record.
AUGCUCAGAGAAAACACGAAAGCCGCUCUGAUUAUAGAAGCAGAUGCCAGUUGGGAUACGAAUCUCCGCGAAAUCAUGAUAAAUUUCAACCAAAAUUUCACAGAGUUUCUACGGAAAACCAACGCACAGAGACUGCCCAAGCCAAAACUGAGGACACAGCUACACCAGUCGAGUGACACGCCCUUGGAGACGGAUAAAGAUGACCCGUGGCACGCCGAUUAUUGGGACAUUCUUUCCAUUGGGCAAUGCUCAGAGGAAACGCUCAACAACAACAUCACAUUAAUUUACAAUGAUCCACACGUCCCCCCGGGCAUGGACUAUUACGGACGAGAACUGGGGAGGGAGAGAGUCAUUCGGAAAGCCGGUCAUCAGGGAUGCACAACAGGCUACGCCGUCAGCCUGAAUGGCGCAGCAAAACUACUGCUUCGAUCGGCUGCAGAUCUAGACCAGGCCGUGGAUAUGGGCAUGUCGAGUCUCAUUCAAAGCGGUCAUCUAACCUCUUAUAGUGUGUACCCUCCGAUUCUAGCGCAAUGGGUAUACGUCGAUGGCAUAGGAAUGGAUCAGCGCGGAUCAAAUAGCGACAUGGGAGGCACGGAGGGAAGUUCAAUCGGUAAUGAGGCGAAUCCAGACACAAUGAAUUGGACAGAUGUAAGGAAGACGGGCAGCGUAUGGAAACCUAAAAAGUGGCCUUCUAAUGCAGCUUUUGAAGACAUGGCGUUACAGGGUGCGUGGCGGGAAAUAUUUGGCAAUGCAGACCCCGAUACGGGGCUGACGACUACAUAUUCAUGGUGA